This is a messenger RNA of Ceutorhynchus assimilis (cabbage seed weevil), 1498 nucleotides long. The record is from the annotation of a GenBank genome assembly. NCBI's taxonomy places the organism in Eukaryota, Metazoa, Arthropoda, Insecta, Coleoptera, Curculionidae.
UUUACUUUGAAAAGUUGAAAGUUGAAGAGUGAAAAUGGCUCAAGAAAAUGAAAAUAUUGAGGAAAAUUCAGAAGAUGAAAGUGAAACGGAACAAGAAAUUACCAGUGUAUUAGAAGAAGAUUCACUAUCCAUCAAAAAAACCGAAGAAAAUGCAGAACCUGAAGUAACUUGGCAAGAUUUGGGUCUUGUAGAUGCCCUAUGCAAAGCCUGUGAACAACUAAAAUGGAAAACUCCCUCGAAAAUUCAAAGAGAAUCUAUACCAGUAGCGCUACAAGGCAAAGACAUUAUUGGAUUAGCUGAGACAGGUUCGGGAAAAACUGCUGCUUUUGCACUGCCAAUCUUACAAGCCCUACUAGAGAAUCCCCAGAGGCAUUUUGCAUUGAUUUUGACACCAACUAGGGAGUUGGCUUUCCAAAUUUCUGAACAAUUUGAAGCAUUAGGAUCUGGUAUUGGAGUUAAAACUGCAGUAAUAGUGGGGGGAAUGGAUAUGAUGUCACAAGCCCUAAUAUUAGCAAAAAAGCCUCACAUCAUUAUUGCCACACCUGGUAGACUGGUUGACCAUUUAUCAAACACAAAAGGAUUUAAUUUAAGAGCACUGAAAUUCUUAGUCAUGGAUGAAGCAGACAGAAUACUAAACAUGGACUUUGAAGUGGAAGUGGACAAAAUUCUAAAAGUAAUUCCUAGGGAAAGAAGGACGUUUUUAUUCAGUGCCACAAUGACCAAAAAAGUUAAAAAGCUACAGAGGGCUUGCUUACAGGAUCCUGUAAGAGUAGAAGUUUCCACUAAAUAUCAAACUGUGGAAAAAUUGCAACAGUAUUAUAUUUUUGUUCCUGUAAAGUUCAAGGAUGUCUAUUUAGUACACAUUCUAAAUGAACUGGCAGGCAACAGUUUCAUGAUUUUCUGUUCCACAUGUAAUAACACAAUAAGAACAGCCUUGUUGUUGCGAAAUUUGGGUUUCACGGCUGUACCACUACAUGGACAAAUGUCCCAAAACAAGAGAUUGGCUGCAUUGACUAAAUUCAAAGCCAAAAAUAGAUCUAUUUUGAUAUCUACAGAUGUUGCUAGCAGAGGUUUAGAUAUCCCUCAUGUGGAUAUAGUCAUCAAUUUCGAUAUACCGACACAUAGCAAAGACUAUAUCCAUAGAGUUGGUAGGACUGCAAGAGCUGGAAGAGCCGGUAGAUCGAUAACUUUUGUUACACAAUAUGAUGUCGAGCUCUACCAAAGGAUAGAACAACUAAUCAGCAAACAGCUCCCCCUUUACAAAACUGAAGAAGACGAGGUUAUGGCUUUACAAGAAAGAGUUGCAGAGUCUCAACGGAUAGCCAAAAUGGAGUUGAGGGAUUUGAGCGACAAAAAAGGGAGUAAUAAGCGGAAAGGCGGGGACGACGACGAUGAUGACACUGAAGGGGCUAAAGGGUUUAGAAAGAGGAUAAAAGGUGGAAAGAAAAAGGGAAAGAAAUGAGACAAGUUAAUAAAUGAUUUUUUUAUUUAAAAUUAA